AAUUUCGCUUUCGAUCUGGUUGGUUGUGUUUCUUGGCUUCUCUCUGCGUGCGCCGUUCGUGGUGGGAAAAACGGAAAACAGGAGAACUUGCAAACCGAGCAAAUCGAAGAGGAACACUCCAGUUUACAAUUGUCCUGCGACUAAAAACCAAUCGGAAAUUUACACUAUCCUCUAAUCCUUUUUGUUUGCCGGCAAAAACCAGAAGCGCAAAAAAUAAACGCAGAAAGCGAAGCAAAAUGUGAAAAAUUGCCGAACAUGGCGCCGCGUGUGUGACAGAGAGCGAACGAUCGUGUGAGAGGGAGAUAGGGACGAAGCGAAGAUAAACAAUAAAAACAAUUUUUGAUACUUAACGUUCUACAACAACAAUAAACUAAGCUCAGGUACAACAACAAAACAGAAAAUUACGCAAAACACAACAGACUGCAUUGACGGGAAUUUUUCUAAGUAUUUUUGAUACACACAGCAAGGAGGUGUACGAUUUUUAAGCAAUAAGUGAAAGCAAUUACCCAUCAAGUUUAAAAUAAUACCAAUCUCGGUAGAAACUCACUCGGAAAAUCCAUCUGAAAACAAUUGAAAAGGCAACCGAAAAGUUGAAAUCUAACCAGACUAAAUCGCAAAAUAACAAGCAUUUACUAUACACAAAAAAUUAAAUUCCGAAUAAAAUCAGACUUUUGUCUGCGAAAUUUCUAAAAAUUUACAAAAACACGAAAAUUCACGAAAACUCACUGGAUCGUCAAACCAUCAGUUGAAAUAUAUUCUGGAAUCGGUUCAAAAAUAAAUAAAUAUAUGCCAGCAGCAUUUAUAUAGACCGCAAAUCGCACCAUAAAAUCGCGAAAAAAUCAACAAGCAAUAUUUUGAAAUUUAUAAUCGUAAAUUUAGAAUCGCAAAAUGCUGAUUCGAAAUAGAGAUUGAGGAUUCUCGAGGACAGCCAACCAAGUCUUUUCCCGCAACGAGUGCAUAUUAAUAGGAAAAAACACAAAUUUAUGGCUCCGCGUCGCAACAGCAACAUCAGCAGCAGCGGCAACAGCACCCAGCAGCAGCACCAGCAACAGUUGCAGCAGCAGCACCAGACGCAGCAACUGCUGCAGUUCUACGCGGAGAACGCGAAUUCUUCAGGCGUCCUGAUGGCGCCCAUGCAGGGAACCGGUGGCGUUGGUGGGGGCGUGGUCCACUGCUGCCUGCCCAGCGGAGACUGCCGCAAACUGGACACCCUGAUACCCCUCAACGAGCUCUCCCUGGCGGACUGCAUCCGCGUGUUGUGCAACAACGAGAACUGCAGUGCAGGCCAGUACAUGCACCGCGAGUGCUUCGAGUGGUGGGAGGCGAGCGUGCUGCAGGCGCUGAAGGCCAACGGUCGUGCUCGAUCCUGGUCGGAGCGGCAGCGUCUGCAGCACCUGUGGACCAAGAAGGGCUACGAGCUGGUCCAGAAGGCCUGCAGCUGCAAGUGCGGCAGGGGACAACUGCGCAAGGACCUCGACUGGGUGCCGCCGAGCAGCCAGGGCGUCAUAUACCUCAACGGGUCUGGCAACCGCGCCAAUCUGGCCAAUGGCAGCCUCAGCGAGGACGACGACAAGAAGAAGGCCAAGAAGAAGAGGAACCGCAACAACAACAACGGCGGUGGUGCUGGUAAUGGCACCGCCAAAGCCCCCUUGAGCAACAACAACGGCAACAGCUACGCCGGACUGACGCCCAAUCCGAAUGUGGGCGUCAUAGGGUCGGGUUUGCCCCACAACAACGGCAACACCACCAGCAAUGGCAGCAGUGGCAACAACGGCUCCUCCGGCCUGCUGCAGCCCAGUGUGCUGUCCACUUUCAGCAACAUCCUCAAUCAGAACAAUGUCCUCGGCCUGGACCUGCGCGCCAGGGCUGGCAGCCUGUCCUCCAGUGGAGCUGGCAGUGGAUCCACCUCGCCCUCGGACUCCCGGUCCAGUGGCGAGAUAUCCGUGUCGCCGGUGCAGCAAUUGCUGCCACAGCAGCAGCAGCAGCAGCAGUCGCUGCUGAUCCAGCCUCUGGGUCCAGCUUUCGGCAGCAACCUUCUGCAAAAUGGACUGGGCUUGUCCAAGAACCUGCUGAUUGCUCCCCAGCAGCAGCAGCAGAAUAACCUGCCUGCUUUGGCCAAUAUCAGCAACUUCAAGCCACUGGCCAGCUACGAGCAGCAGCAACUUGUGCAGCAGCAGAAGAACAAGGAGGUGGAACUCUAUUCCGAGCGAGUGCGCUCCACAUCUGGCUGCAAUGGGAUCUUUUCGCGUCGCCUGGACUUUUCGUCGUUCAAUUUGCUGCCAAAGACUCGUUUGAAUUCUUAUCAAGUCAAGAUUGAGGACGAGGGCAACCACGGCAACGAUGAGACGCGCCUCUUCAUCCUCUCCUCGCUGGCCCAAUCCCAGAUGAGCCGGGUGGCCUGUAUUCUGUGCGAGGAGCCGCUGCUCGUAUUCGAUCGCUAUCCACUGGUCGAUGGCUCCUUCUUCCUGAGUCCCAAGCAGCAUUCCAGCGGCUGCAUCGAGGUUAAAUACGAGGGACGCACUCUCUACUUGACCUGUGUUUGCAUGAGCUGCCUGGACGGAACCUCCAGCAGCCGCGCCAUCAACUGCAGAUUCUGCAAGGAGCCGUGGGAUGGCUCCAGCCUGGUUCUGGGCACCAUGUACGCCUACGACAUCUUUGCGGCCAUGCCCUGUUGCGCCGAGCGGUUCAAGUGCAAUAACUGCUUCAAGAUGCUAAUGCAUCCGCAGCAGCGGCUGAGCUUCUACAGUGACUACUCACACGGAGUGACCUGUCCGUACUGCAACACGCAGGACACGCACUUCGUUAAGCCGCUGACCUUCUGCUACGCCAAGAGCACGGCGACGCGGCUGCCGACUCUCGCAUAACAUGAGGCCCCGUUGGAGUCGCCCGUGGGAACAGGUGCCACAACCACUCAGGUGCCAAACGCCCAGGGCGCUCCAACGGCCUCCGGCUGCAGCAGCAACACCAUCGCCAGCAAGCAGCCACCGAAGCAGCCGCUCUACAAUGCCGCCAUCGAUUACUCGGCACCGCUGCAGCAGCAAAUUAAUCCAGACUUGAUUGGAGCCCAUCCGCAUGCCCAGCAGCAUCAGCAGCAGGUGCGGCAGCAGCAACAGCAGCAGCAACCACAGCAGCAACAACAACAGCAGCAGCAGCAACAGACACAACAACAUCAGCAGCAGCAGCAACAUCAGCCUGUGGUCAGCACUUUUCAGCGGGGCAACUUCCCUCAGCAGUCCCAUAAAACCAUGAACAUGAUGGCCAUGGGAGAUGUGAUGAGCAAGUACCAGCAGCAGCACCAACAGCAGCAGCAGCAUCGCCAGCAGCAACACAACCUGCAGCCACAGCAGCAACAUGCAACGCAGAAAGGACUCGAGGGCCUUCUACUGACCAACACAAACACAAGCAACAACAAUAGCAGCAGCAGCAGCAGUAUUAGUAACUUAAUCAUUAGCCAUAAUUCAGCCAGCAAUACAGGCAACAAAAUGCAGCCCGCUUGGGGCCAAAGUGAUGCCAUCUCGGCAUUGUGGGGCUGCUCCAGCAGCAGCAGUGGCUGCUCCUCGGGCAGUGGAUCGCAGCCCUCGUUGAGUCCGACGGCCAGCAGCAAUGGCAACGAUGGCUCCAAGAUGAUGUUGUGGGCGGCCCAAAGCUCGCCACAAAAUGCUGCAACACUCAGGGAUGGAUUCAAGGAGUCGCAGCGCCAGCAGCAGCAACAGCAGCAACCACUGCAGCAGCAGGUGCCACAUGCAGCCUCGCCCACAGCUUCGCUGACCAGUUCCAGUUCCUCCUCGAACGGAUGGAGCGCCUCGCAUUAUGGCAAGCCCAACAUCUGGGAGCUGCCAGGAUCCGCUGGUCAAAGGACACCGGCCAGCAACCACGACAUCUUCACCGAUCUCCUGUGCAACCUGAGCAUCAGUCAGGACAACAGCAGCCAGCAGGCCAGCAAGGCCGAUGCCUCCGACGUCAGCUCGAAUUCCUCCUCGUCGGCCGGGGAACUCCUGGAGGCAGCCAAUAUCUGGAGGUUUCCAGAGUUCGCCAGCAGUCAGCUCCACAUGGAGGAGCCGAUUGGCGGCGCAGCUGCCUGCAUGCAGCUCUUUAACGACUAUCUCAACAUGAACUAAAACGAAGAAUUAGGAGUCACAACAGCCUGCAGCAUUUGUUACUCUAGCUAAAUUGAAAAACAAAAAUUGAGGAAAAGGAGUAAGCAGGCGGAGGGGAGGCCAUAUACGAGCCACUCUCCUGAAGCGAGUGUUUUAGUUUUUAAAAUCAUUUGAUUUUUUUAUACACACACACAACACAUCUAAAACCGAGAGAAAACAAAGCAAACUAAAAACGAAUUUCUUGUUAUUUUUGUUGAGUUUUUUAGUUCUUUGUUUACACACCUACCUAAACGAAAAAAAGCAAUUUUUAGUUGUAUUUUAUAAAGCAAAUUUUUUAUACAUUUUACCAAAAAAAAAAAACAAACCGAAACGUAAAACAAAAAAAAAAAGAAAAAAAGAGUAGAGAUGAAGGGACAAAAAAGAAACAUUUACAUCACGAUGGAGGGAAAAGUUUUAUUUAGCAAAAAUUGAAGGCAGGGCAUUAAAUUGUUUAAACGAAUCAUAAUAAUUGCUGUGCUGCUCAAUAACACAAAAAAUUAUUAAAAUAAAAGGAGAAGGAGUAGAGUAGGAGAGUAUAACAGGAAGAGAGAAGGGGAGAACACGAAACAUUUGCUACAAUUUAUGAAACGUAAAAUUACAAAACCUAAAUUUAAAAAACAACAUAAUCGAUAAGUUGCACAUCUUUACCUAAGCGAUUGGUAAUUAUUCCUAGUUUUAGUAAGCGAAAGGAGAACCUCUGGAACCAAUUUAGUUUCUCGCUCCAGUUCAGAAAAAAGUUCAGUUAGUCCUCAGAGUAAUUCAGUGCCCCUGCAAAUCACCCACCCACCCAUAGCAGCCAGGCGGCACAUGCAACAAGGUCACCAUCACCAACACCACCCCCUUUCAGGAGUAUUUCAAGCAGGCGACCCACACCCACGCCCCCAAACUCUUAGUUAAGUCCUCGAAGAAAAGAAAAGAAAACAAAAUAUAAUACAAAUACUUUUGGCGCAGCGUGAUCAUUAAUUAUUAAGUCUAAGUGUUAGGUUAUAGCGAUCUUCUUGUAUAUGUCUAGGGUUCUUCUCUUUGUCUAAAUAGCAGAGCAGCCGUAUGUGAUGGAUCUCUAAAGGUAGAGUGAGGACCCCGCAGGUGCGAGCAAACCACAUGCAGGCACUCACUAUCGAUAGGUUUAGUAGGUUGUAAGGUCGAUUUUUCUAAAUUUUAAAUAUGGUAUGCAAGCAAACAUCCAACAAUUUAUAGAGCGGUUCAAUGUUUCCUGUUUUGUGUUUAUUCCGUGCUUAGAAAAGUCACCAAAACCCUGAGGUAAAAGUCCUUCCCAAUCUCUCAGUCCCCUCACCCAACCCCACUCGAAAUUGUGAGUAUUUAAUCGAAUUAAAAUAAAAAUUUCCCUUUUGUGAAUUAAACCCAACAAUCUUUCCCGUCUGUGAAAUUUUUAAUGAAAUUGAAAAUUAAAAACCAAUUGAUAUGUCCCCAUCUGUGAAAAGUUAUGCAAGGCAAUUCAAAUCUUAAGUUUUUCUUCAACAUCAAUCAACUGUGAAUGGAACUUAGGUUACCUAAAUCUUAAAUAUUCUGUGAACAUUUGAAUGUAAUUGAAAGUAAAAACCUUUUGAUAUUCACCAUCUGUGAAAUGUUUAAUGAAAUUUAAAUUAAAACACCUUGAUAUUACCCUGUGAAGAGAAGUUUAGGCCAGCUAAACCUUAAACAAGAUCAGCAGAAACUGUGUUAGAUUAUACAGUUUUGUUUCUCUUUCUUUUCCGUUUAAGAAUGUCGUGAAAUUUUUAAUAAAAUUAAAAGUAAAACCCCUUUGAUGUGUAGUCCACUGUGAGGAAAUGUUUAGGCAGCCGCUGUGUUACCCCAUUCCCUGAAUCCCUCGAGUUCGUUACGAGCUCUAAAAUGUAGAUCCUGUAAGUUUCGUCAAAUCAUCUGUGAGCAGAGUGCCGGGUCUUUUCUAAACAGCAUUCCAUUUCGGAAAGAUCUAGUUGAGAAGACUCGGCGCUUUUAAAGAACCUUCACUGUGAGCGUUCGAAAGGACAAAAUUUUUGACAAAAAUUCUAAACCCACACAAAAUUGUGACUAGGCCACGCCCAACGAAAUCUCUGUGACCCCAGUUGAGAACAAACAUUUUCAGAAAAUGUCUAAACCACGACCCCAAACCAAAAUUGCCUCCACUAAGACAGCCAAAACUGUGACAUCCCCAAUUUGCUCAUACCCUGUGAACAUUGAAAAUGUAUUUGUAUCCCUCUGUGAGUUGCCCUUCGAAAGGAAUACGAUUUUUGAGAAAAAUUUAAAACUCCAGCCCCGAAAGCACUUGUGAAUGCUCCUAGAAUAAGCGGUAAUCUUUCGUUUCAGAUUAUUUCGGAUAUCUCCCAGCAGUGUCUGGAAUUUUUUGAAAAAGAAUUCGAAAACCUCCUCGAAUAUCUGUGAAAUCCCCUUUCGUAGACUCCCAACCUCGACCCCUUUUAUCCCCCUUUGGUGACUUUUGGUGUGGGAUUUGCUUGAAAUACAAAGCCCUGGGGAUCGGGAAUGGCAUCCCAAGUUGCAUGUGCUGCACUUUCUCCAGAAAUCAGAAAUCGAACGCCUCCUUUUGGGCAUUUAGCAUUGCCGCCAUUUUACAUACCAAAUAAUACACGUUAAUUAAACGACAAUUUUUUCAGAACGCAUGAAGGGACAAACUGAGUGAUAGUAAAUUUUUUUGGACACAAAACCUACGAUAACGAGACGUCUUCGUUAUUCCUACUUAUAUAGAGCUACCGUUAAGUUUAUAAGUACAUACCCUAUACCAUAUACCCUAUACCGUAUAAAACGUACGCCUAACUAACCUAAAUUGAUAGAAACUACACUUUUUGGCAUUUACUUGAGAGGAUUAUAUAUAAGUUUGGCACAGUUAUAUAUAAUUUUCGUCUAAAUUUAAGGUUUUAAUCUAGCAUACAUGUACGCGCAGGAGGAAAGAGAGGAAGUGAACUUACUUAUAGGCAAGCCCCACACACAAAACAUGACACAUGACACACAGAUACAGAUACAGCAUAUAGUUAUAUAGAUAUUUAAUUGGAGUAACCCCUAGCCCUACGCUAAACUACACUACAAAUUAUAUUGGUAUAAGUUCUACGCAAGCUAAGCUGCCUUGCACCAAAGGCAGUGGCACCCGCACCACCAACUACUUCGUAAGUCAGCCCGUGUUUUAGUUUGAUUCAGUGUUUGCUUUAGUUAAAUGUGCUAGGACGGCGCCUCGAUCGCGUGUCCAGUCGAGAGAUAAAACCACAAACUUAUGCCCACCUCAGCCACCAAGAAAGGAUAGAACGAAUGUAGAGAGCCCCAAACAUUAAUAGUCAGACUUCCGAUCACAACUAACUCUAAUGAAUCGCAACCACUAGACGGCGAAUGAAUAACGUAGUAGAAGUCUUGAGUCUUUAAGUCUUUAAUGAGGAAGAGAAGGCGAUUGAGCGAGAGUAAAACACAUUAAAAUGUAAUUUAUAUUACCUCCUUAGCAAAAAUCAAUAACAAAUAACGAGUAACAAUUAACAAAUAACAAAUAACAAUGUUUUCUUAAUGCAUAUAAGCAAACUAUGAUAAAUCAAGGCAAAGUAAAACAAAAUAUGUACGUUUAAAUCAAAUAAUCAAUUCAUAAACAAUUAAAAGCAGUUUUUGUUUAGUUCAUAAUUUGUACUCAAAAAAAAAA
This is a messenger RNA of Drosophila sechellia, 7770 nucleotides long. It is a transcript of the gene heca, whose product is annotated as hdc homolog, cell cycle regulator. The transcript has 6 exons. NCBI's taxonomy places the organism in Eukaryota, Metazoa, Arthropoda, Insecta, Diptera, Drosophilidae. The record is from RefSeq and is a predicted model, not a curated record. The coding region runs from base 984 to 2864 and encodes 626 amino acids.